AUGGAUGCCACGAAAAACAUCGGCAGGGAACACGCGAAGUGGUCCCCUGUUGAGACAACUGGUUACAGGAUGCUUCCGGAAAUGAAUUUGAAAACUCGCAUUGUUGGUGCAACUGCGAAAAGACUUGUGAACGUAUGUCCGGCGAAGGUGUUUGAUAUUGAAGACGACGUUGCGGUUGUGGCACGACCACGGGAUUGUACUGUCUGCCGCGAGUGCAUUAGAGAACCGGAAUGGGAGGAAAGAGUUGAACUCACACGAAAGCGUGACCGUUUUAUCUUUUCUGUGGAAAGCACUGGGGCCAUGCCUGCACCUACUCUUGUCACAGAAGCACUGUCUGUACUUACCGGCAAGUGUGAUUUGGUGCUUGCAGCACUGGACGCAGCCCUUAAACAUCGGACGACUCACGAUAACGGUGUCGAUGAGGAAAAUCCGGACGUAGAAAUGGACGAAAGUGAGGGAUCCUGAUGACAUUACCUUGGUAUGCCCUGAGGGCGUAUCUAGUUUGUACUUCGACUUGAUUAUAGGUGCUGCGAGCCACUCUUCGCUCAAAGCGAGUGUUGUCCGCUGGAUAGGUGUACGUCCAUGUAAAGUUAUGUGUUUCGCCUU
This is a messenger RNA of Chondrus crispus (carragheen), 606 nucleotides long. RefSeq lists its product as hypothetical. The transcript has 2 exons. Bases 1 to 465 code for a protein of 154 amino acids. Gene Ontology annotation, molecular function: protein dimerization activity. NCBI's taxonomy places the organism in Eukaryota, Rhodophyta, Florideophyceae, Gigartinales, Gigartinaceae. Gene Ontology annotation, biological process: DNA-templated transcription. The record is from RefSeq and is a predicted model, not a curated record. Gene Ontology annotation, cellular component: RNA polymerase I complex; RNA polymerase III complex.